Molecule: messenger RNA, 789 nt
Organism: Engraulis encrasicolus (European anchovy)
Lineage: Eukaryota; Metazoa; Chordata; Actinopteri; Clupeiformes; Engraulidae
Gene: cldn23l
Product: claudin 23-like
Exons: 4
Coding region: 61-789 (242 amino acids)
Biological process (GO): cell adhesion; bicellular tight junction assembly
Cellular component (GO): plasma membrane; bicellular tight junction
Molecular function (GO): structural molecule activity
Source: RefSeq, a predicted model, not a curated record
GACAGCGCGAGCUACAAGUGUCGGCACAGCACUCUCUGAGGACCUGAGCUCAGACAGAGGAUGCAGACCCCCACCUCCAUGGUGAUGGGUAUCGUCUUCGCCCCGUUGGGUCUGGUGUUGGUCUUCACGGCGGCCAUUACCCCUCAAUGGAGAGAGGGCCAGGUGCAGGUCUACACGGGUCCCGGAGGAUCACUGGGGGCGCUAGGGAGCAUCACCGGCAUCAGGGCAGGUGGCGAUGGCCUCCUCCUGCUGCGCUCGGACGGCCUGUGGGAGACCUGCCUGCAGGUGGCGCACUCUGAGCUGAAGAAGUGCUGGCCCGUCUCGGGCCCGUACGAGCGGGACCGGCGGGUGCGCUCGGCCCAGGGCCUGGUGCUGGCCUCGCUCUUCAUGUGCGGUGCGGGCAUCGUGCUGGCCAGCGUUGGCGUGCGCUGCUGGACCGACCUGCCCCUCAGGGGCAUAGCCGCGGCGGGGGGGCUCCUGGUCGCCAUGGCAGGGCUACUCAGCAUCGCCGCGCUCGGCCUGUACACGCACAAUCUGCUGUCGCUAGGCAACGAGGAUCAAUUGGGUUCGGGUGUUGCCCAGCAGAAGCUACCGGUCGUUCAUCGUGAUGUGCCCCGGCUGACGCUGCGCCCGGCCGGGUCGCUGUACUUCGGCUGGGUGGGCGGCUGGGUGCAGGUGCUGGGCGGGGCGGCACUGAUGCUGAGCUUCAAGAGGCCCCGCCUCUCCUGCCCUACCUGCCCACGGCGCCACCCGGUGGACAGCACUGAGAUCUACGAGGUCACCUGCUGA